AUGACCGCCGGCAUGAUCUUUAGGACGCAGAGCUUGGAGUUCGUACCCUCGACAUUGUCACACGCGACCGGAUGGGGUGAAAAUCUUACAUUAAGAUUUUCUGGUGCCACAAGCUACGGUGCCCUUAGCAAAGCAUUAUCGCAGAGCACCGACAUUGAGAAUUCUCUACUUACAACAUUACCACCACAAAACCAACAGCCAACUUCUACAAUGCCCGAAAAGCUGCAGAAGAAACAGAAGUCGUCCUCCUCCAAGGAUUCGUCAAAGAAGCACUCCUCAAAGGACGGCGGCAGCUCCCACAAGGGAAAGAGUAGCUCCUCACACGGUAGCUCUUCGCAUGGUAGUUCCUCGCACGGUGGCUCUUCAGGCGGCAGUAACAGGAUGAGCGACAAGGACUACCUCGACAGGGCAAACCAGAACUUUGCCAAAUACUAA
Neoarthrinium moseri is the source of this 435-nucleotide messenger RNA. RefSeq lists its product as uncharacterized. The coding region runs from base 1 to 435 and encodes 144 amino acids. The transcript has 3 exons. The record is from RefSeq and is a predicted model, not a curated record. Lineage: Eukaryota; Fungi; Ascomycota; Sordariomycetes; Amphisphaeriales; Apiosporaceae.